Molecule: messenger RNA, 1590 nt
Organism: Sesamum indicum (sesame)
Lineage: Eukaryota; Viridiplantae; Streptophyta; Magnoliopsida; Lamiales; Pedaliaceae
Product: ATP synthase gamma chain, chloroplastic-like
Biological process (GO): proton motive force-driven ATP synthesis
Cellular component (GO): chloroplast thylakoid membrane
Molecular function (GO): proton-transporting ATP synthase activity, rotational mechanism
Source: RefSeq, a predicted model, not a curated record
GUGUUUCUUUCCAACCGCACCCUUCAAUUCAAAAACCUUAUCUUAAAACCUCAUCCUCUCUCUCUCUCUCCACCUCUCGUUUCUUGCCACUCUUCCCACUCAAACCUGCAUCACAAAACUGAGAGAUAACGAGUUUUUGAGAGAAAAAAUCUUGAAACAAAACCAAGCAACAUUCAUUUGUUGCCUCUUCCUCCAUUGAUAGCUUUUCUUGCAGAGCUUCGAAAGAGUUGCACAAGACUAUGUCGAGCUCUCAUCUCACAAUGUGGGUAUCCUCAAAACCUUCUCUUUCCGACCCUUCUGGCCUCUCUUCUCGUUCCUUUAUCAGCCCUUUUCAGCUUCCGAGUUCAAACGCUUCCAGCCCUUCUAGAUCAUCGACUUCUACUCAGAUUCAGUGUGGUCUCCGUGAACUUCGUGAUCGUAUUGAUUCUGUGAAGAAUACACAGAAAAUCACUGAGGCCAUGAAGCUUGUGGCCGCUGCCAAGGUGAGAAGGGCACAAGAAGCUGUGGUCAAUGCCAGGCCUUUCUCGGAAACUCUGGUUGGAGUUCUUUACAACAUAAAUGAGCAGCUCCAAACGGAGGAUAUUGAUAUUCCACUUACUAAGGUUAGACCAGUCAAGAAGGUUGCUCUGGUUGUGGUAACCGGUGAUCGUGGGCUCUGUGGUGGAUUCAAUAAUGCAAUCAUCAAAAAGGCUGAGGCUCGUAUUAGAGAGCUCAAGGAACUUGGCCUUGAUUACACUGUGAUCAGUGUUGGUAAGAAGGGAAACUCGUAUUUUAUCCGUAGGCCUUAUAUCCCUGUGGACAAGUUCCUUGAGGGCAGCUCUCUUCCCACUGCUAAAGAAGCCCAGGCGAUUGCGGAUGAUGUUUUCUCGCUGUUUGUAAGUGAAGAGGUUGAUAAGGUUGAGCUUCUGUACACCAAGUUCGUGUCCUUGGUGAAGUCAGAUCCAGUGAUUCACACUUUGCUUCCAUUAUCACCAAAGGGAGAAAUAUGUGAUGUGAAUGGAGUGUGUGUUGAUGCAGCUGAGGAUGAGUUCUUCAGGCUGACAACCAAGGAAGGAAAGUUGACGGUGGAGAGAGAUGUUGUGAGGACUCAGACUGCUGAUUUUUCGCCAAUCUUGCAAUUCGAGCAGGAUCCAGUUCAGAUUCUUGAUGCCCUGCUCCCUCUUUACUUGAACAGUCAAAUUUUGAGGUCACUGCAGGAAUCAUUAGCCAGUGAACUUGCGGCUAGGAUGAGUGCCAUGAGCAAUGCCACUGAUAAUGCCGUGGAGUUGAAGAGAACUUUGUCUAGAAUUUACAAUAGAGAGCGUCAAGCAAAAAUUACUGGAGAGAUUCUGGAGAUUGUUUCUGGAGCCAAUGCUUUGGUCUAAGUAAACUUCCUGAUUUCCUGUUCCCACAUAAUUAUGCUUCCCUACUUUGUGGGCAACAUCGUUUUAUCCUGAUCAUGUUUGUCGUGAAAAGUAAUUCGGCAUAGACACAUCUUGAUUGUGAUUCUCAUCAGCGUACAAACUUAGUGAAAGAUGAGGGCCAUUUAUUUUGUAACAUAAGGACAUCUUCCUUACCUUUAAUAUAUAUAUAUAUAUAUUUUUCCUCCAA